Molecule: messenger RNA, 3659 nt
Organism: Lepus europaeus (European hare)
Lineage: Eukaryota; Metazoa; Chordata; Mammalia; Lagomorpha; Leporidae
Gene: TCF7L2
Product: transcription factor 7 like 2
Exons: 15
Coding region: 1-1860 (619 amino acids)
Biological process (GO): regulation of transcription by RNA polymerase II; canonical Wnt signaling pathway
Cellular component (GO): catenin-TCF7L2 complex; beta-catenin-TCF complex
Molecular function (GO): RNA polymerase II cis-regulatory region sequence-specific DNA binding; DNA-binding transcription factor activity, RNA polymerase II-specific
Source: RefSeq, a predicted model, not a curated record
AUGCCGCAGCUCAACGGCGGUGGAGGAGAUGACCUAGGCGCCAACGACGAGCUGAUUUCCUUCAAAGACGAGGGCGAGCAGGAGGAGAAGAGCUCCGAGAACUCGGCGGCCGAGCGGGACCUAGCGGAUGUCAAGUCGUCCCUGGUCAACGAGUCAGAAACGAAUCAGAACAGCUCCUCCGACUCCGAGGCGGAAAGACGGCCUCCGCCUCGCUCCGAAAGUUUCCGAGAUAAAUCCCGGGAAAGUUUGGAAGAAGCGGCCAAGAGGCAAGAUGGAGGGCUCUUUAAGGGGCCACCGUAUCCCGGCUACCCCUUCAUCAUGAUCCCCGACCUGACGAGCCCCUACCUCCCCAACGGAUCGCUCUCGCCCACCGCCCGAACCCUCCAUUUUCAGUCCGGCAGCACACAUUACUCUGCGUACAAAACGAUUGAACACCAGAUUGCAAUUCAGUACCUGCAGAUGAAAUGGCCCUUGCUGGAUGUCCAGGCAGGGGGCCUGCAGAGUAGACAGGCUCUCAAGGACGCCCGCUCGCCGUCGCCAGCUCACAUUGUUUCGAACAAAGUGCCGGUGGUGCAGCACCCUCACCAUGUCCACCCCCUCACACCUCUUAUCACCUACAGCAAUGAACACUUCACGCCCGGAAACCCACCUCCACACUUACCAGCCGACGUAGACCCCAAAACAGGAAUCCCCCGGCCUCCGCACCCUCCAGAUAUAUCUCCGUACUACCCGCUAUCGCCCGGCACCGUAGGACAGAUCCCCCAUCCGCUCGGAUGGUUAGUACCACAGCAAGGUCAACCAGUGUACCCAAUCACGACAGGAGGGUUCAGACACCCCUACCCCACAGCUCUGACCGUCAAUGCUUCCAUGUCCAGCUUCCUGUCUUCCAGGUUCCCUCCCCACAUGGUUCCACCACAUCACACUCUACACACGACCGGCAUCCCCCACCCGGCCAUAGUCACACCCACAGUGAAGCAGGAAUCCUCCCAGAGUGACGUCGGCUCACUCCACAGCUCAAAGCAUCAGGACUCCAAGAAGGAAGAGGAGAAGAAGAAGCCCCACAUAAAGAAACCUCUUAACGCGUUCAUGUUGUAUAUGAAGGAGAUGAGAGCCAAGGUCGUCGCUGAGUGCACAUUGAAAGAGAGUGCGGCCAUCAACCAGAUCCUGGGCCGGAGGUGGCAUGCGCUGUCCAGAGAGGAGCAAGCAAAAUACUACGAGCUGGCCCGGAAGGAGCGACAGCUUCACAUGCAGCUCUACCCUGGCUGGUCCGCGCGGGAUAACUACGGGAAGAAGAAGAAGAGGAAAAGGGACAAGCAACCGGGAGAGACCAAUGAACACAGCGAAUGUUUCCUAAAUCCUUGCCUUUCACUUCCUCCGAUUACAGACCUGAGCGCUCCUAAGAAAUGCCGAGCGCGCUUUGGCCUUGAUCAACAGAAUAACUGGUGCGGCCCUUGCAGGAGAAAAAAAAAGUGCGUUCGCUACAUACAAGGUGAAGGCAGCUGCCUCAGCCCCCCCUCUUCAGAUGGAAGCCUACUAGACUCGCCUCCCCCCUCCCCGCACCUGCUAGGCUCCCCUCCCCAAGACGCCAAGUCACAGACUGAGCAGACACAGCCGCUCUCGCUGUCCCUGAAGCCCGACCCCCUGGCCCACCUGGCCAUGAUGCCUCCGCCGCCUGCGCUCCUGCUGGCCGAGGCCGCCCACGGCAAGGCCUCCGCCCUCUGUCCCAACGGGGCUCUGGACCUGCCACCUGCCGCCUUGCAGCCGCUCGCACAGCCGUCAACAUCUUCCUUACAUUCCCACAGCUCGUUGGCCGGGACCCAGCCCCAGCCUCUCUCCCUCGUCACCAAGUCUUUAGAGUAACUUUCAGCUUCGUUAGCCCCGGAUGCUUUGUCGCGUGUUUCCUCUGGCUUUUCUUUCCUCCCUCCGCCUUGAAAGGUUUUGUUUUGUACUCUCUUAAUUUUGUGCCACGUGGCUACAUGAGUUGAUGUUUAUCGAGUUCAUUGGUCAAUAUUUGACCCAUUCUUAUUUCAAUUUCUCCUUUUAAAUAUGUAGAUGAGAGAAGAACCUCAUAAUUCUACCAAAAUUUUUAUCAACAGCUGUUGAAAGUCUUUGUAGCGUUUAAAAAAUAUAUAUAUAUACAUAACUGUUAUGUAGUUCGGAUAGCUUAGUUUUAAAAAGACUGAUGAAAAAAGCAAAAAGAAAAAAAAAAGCGAUUUUGAAGCACCCCUCCAGAAGGAGUUGGUUCUGUAUUAUUUGUAUUAAAUAUGAGCUUGCGAACCAAUCAUUUUACAUCUGGUUUUUCAACCACAAGCGCACGACGAAUGCAGUGCCGUUACCUUAUUUUUUUUUCCCAGUGUGAAACAACUUUUAUUGUGAUGUUACUUGUUAUUGUUUAAAUGUACAGAAACAAAGGGUUAAAAUGUGUUAAUGUACCUUGCUCCAUGGUGUUGUUCUUUUUUGGGGGGGAGGGAUGCCACUCAACAAUGAAUGAAUCACAACGCUGUCGGACCAGUAGUAUUUAUUGCUUUAGAGAUUGCUUGUACCUGUACGUCGUCCCUUUUUAAAUAUGUUUUCCCUUUUCUUGAAACUGUAUAAAGUUUUCCCCCCUUAGCAUAAGCAUCUUAUAUAUAACAAUUCAUUUGUACAAGGUUUUUAAGUUUAUAUAUAAAAAUGUGUAUAUAUAUUUUUUGUUUCCCUUUUGGACCUUUUGUUCUCUUGUUUUUGGGUAUGUUUGUGGUUUUUUUGUUUGUUUGGGUUUUGUUUUGUUUUGUUGUGUUUGUUUUUUGGUUUUCUGUCUUGCUGUACGACACCCAGAUGCCGCCAGAUGGACGUUAACAGUUGCAUUAAAGGAUCAGUAGCAUUAACAAGAGUUGCUUUAAAAAAGCCAUUAUGUAAAACAAGACUUGAAAAGUAGCAGAGGGGAUGUUAGCGACGCUGUAUGAGCAACAGUGGGAACUGCCCCAGUUUCCCCCUUUGAACUGCCAGUAAAUGCCCUGGCCCUUAGGACAUGGACUGACUGUGUGCAAAACUUUAUGUGCCAAAAUUCUCAGUGACUUUAGCUUUCUCCCUCUUUUUGAUGCUGUAAUUUUUGUUCUUCAUGUUUUUGCUGUGAUGUUACAUAGGUAGAUUUGUAUGUAGUUUUAAUGUCACCUAUAACAAAAUGUGUUUGGUAGCAGAUUGUCCAGAAAGCAUUUUAAAUGAAGAGGUGUAAACCCUUAAGGGCCAAAAUUCUGUAUAUUAGAUUACUCUUAAAGGAAAACCCAGCUGCCGCUUCUAUGUACACAUAUUACAUACAAGUAGGUAGCGAACUUUAAAAAUAAAAAAAACCUAGGCAUGUUGAUGUUGCAAAAUGCUGUAUAAAGCUGAAACCUGUUCAUUCAGUGCCAUUGUAGUUGACAUGAAGCGAUUGUAAAACUGUCUCCGAUUUUCUCUGGUUUAUUAAAAUGCUAACUAUAACAUUUUUUUGUGAAUACUUUGAAUGUUUCCUAACAGUUGUGAUGUUACUGUUCCGUUUUAUGCUCUUAUUCCAAGUUCAUUUUUAAUGGUUUGGAAGCCAUUUUUGUAAUGAAUAAAUGUUCAUGCUGUACAGUAUCUGUAGCAUGCCGUUCUGGAGUAAUAAAAGCAACUUAGUAUGUGCAGAUAAAGGCUGGCCACUCUUU